ACACACGUUUUUAUUUACUCAAAAUAAUCUCCCUCUGUGUCAAUACAGCGUGUAGACCGCGUAAUUAACAUUUCGAAGGACCUUUGCAGCUCCUGUUUUGGUUCCCCGUUUAGUACGGCGGUUACAGCGGCCUGAAUCUCCUAAAUGCUGCUAUAAUGUGUCCCUUUCAUUGGAAUUGCCAUUGUUACCUUGGAUCAUGCACCCUACUCGCCUGAUCUGUCUCCCUGCGAUUAUUUUCUUUUCCCAAAAUUGAAAAUUCCAAUGAAAGGGACACAUUAUAGCAGCAUUUCGGAGAUUCAGGCCGCUGUAACCGCCGUACUAAACGGGCUACAAAAACAGGAGCUGCAAAGGUCCUUCGAAAUGUUAAUUACGCGGUCUACACGCUGUAUUGACACAGAGGGAGAUUAUUUUGAGUAAAUAAACGUGUGUGUAAAAACUUUACUUGUACUUUUUUCUUUUUAUAGCAAAAGUUCGGUUUCUUUUUAGACAGAGCAUUUAUAUAAAGAGCAUUUAGUGAGUAUAAGUAACUGACCUUCUCAAAAUGAUAAUCGAUGCUAGCCAUUGUCAAUUCUUUAAUAUAGUCUUCCAAUUCAUACACUCAUUUCAAAAGAAAUGAAAUGCUCAACUGUACGAUACUCCCUGUCACAUGGCACUCUCCCGCAUCUGAAACUAGAUUGAAAGAAAAUUCUCGUAAAACAUUCGUUAACCCAAAGCAUCGAUGGAGAAUUAUGAUACAAUAUUUCGUUUCAAAAGCAACGUAUAAUUUUCGGAAGUGCUACUGUUUAAAAAUUUAUUAGGGAGACAGACCGAUCGAUGAAUGAUUGUAGCGUACCACCGACGUGGUGUAUGUACAGAAUUUCGAAAUUAUAGCACCUGCCAAUCACUCUACUGGUCUAAGGGCCUGCAUUUCUUCAUUGAGGAAAAUGUUUCUCUGAAAAUAUAAAAAAUAUGAAAACAAGAGAGAAAACUGGUCGAGUGCAGAGACAUUGUGACCAGUCGUGUUUCAGUCACCCUACAAUAUGGAUCGUUCACUAUUACAGUACUAUGGUUUCAUUAUAACACUUCUCUCUUCCAUUGGACUUUGGCCAUAUCAGAAUGAAAAUCUUCGACGGUUCAUGAAUCCAACAAUUACUAUUCUUUUAACGAUUUAUCUAAUACCUCAGUUUGUACCCGUCGUCACACAAGAGUUCGAGAUGAUAGUGUUUUUAAAAAACAUGUGGUCUAUAAUGAUAACACUGGGCUCUCUCACCAAAUACGUUGCGUUUUGGCGACAUGCUGAAAAAUUAAAAGCAUUUAUGGAAGAUAUGAUUCACGAUUGGAACACAAUGGAUGACGAGGAGCUGAAGAUUCUUAAAGAGUACGCCUACACGGGAAGACGUCAUUCAAUCAUUUUUGCAUUAUUUAUGUACCCGACGAUGUUUCUUACGGUGGUAUCUCACUUCACAUCCGAACUCCUGGACAUUGUAGCGCCAUUGAACGAAACCCGUCCUCAUGUGUCUCCAAUAGUAACGGAGUACUUCAUAGACGAACAGAAGUACUUUUUUCUGAUCGCGUCUUAUCAGUGCCUGAUGAUGAUUAUAAGUGGAACAACGUUUAUUGCAAGUGAACCUAUUGUUAUGAUGUUGAUACAGCACCUUGCUUCGUUGUUUGUAAUUGUUUGUCAUCGUAUGCGCGAGGCAAUUCUGGAUUGUAUUCCCGUUUCUGGUGUUCAUGGAAGACAGUUCCAUCCAGUUAACAAAUACAAGCUAAUAAAAUCUGUGGAAUCCCACAGAAGAGCGUUAAAGUUUUCCACUGAUUUGAUGUCUACCUUUGGAGUAUCGUAUUCUGUUUUUCUAAUCAUAGGUGUUCUUUCUGAAAGCCUUGUGUUAUUUCGUUUAUCACAAACAAUAUUCCUGGUAAACCGAAUGGGAGAGACGCUGCAAUCCAUAAUAAUGAUUAUGUCAAUGUUUGUAUACAUGUUUUACAUCAACUUCUUAGUGCAACAUAUGGUAGACCGUAGCAAUAAUAUUUUUACGUUUUUGUAUAAUACAGAUUGGUAUAGAACGUCGGUAUCAACUCAGAAGAUGUUGUUAUUCAUUAUGUCGAAAAGUUUUAGAGUAAUUGAUAUGAAAAUUUUGAUCGUGUACUACCCCUCUAUCGAAGGAUUCGCGACUGUACGUGUCUUUAAUUUAUAUUGUCAUGCGGUCAUUAUAUUCAUCAGUAGAAAGUCGAUUUUCUUUUAACCAAUAAGAGGUAUCUUUUCAGCUGUUAAAGACAUCCCUAUGUUACUUCAUGGUGAUGUAUUCGACUCAAUGAAAAUGCAUAUAUUUCUGUUACGUUCGCAACAGAUCCUACAUUGUUGACUUGCGUUUGCAUUACAUACUGAUUACAUGAUCACUUGUCAUCAAUAAAUUUAUGUUUCACCGAA
Hylaeus volcanicus is the source of this 2407-nucleotide messenger RNA. RefSeq lists its product as uncharacterized. Gene Ontology annotation, molecular function: olfactory receptor activity; odorant binding. The coding region runs from base 1020 to 2222 and encodes 400 amino acids. The record is from RefSeq and is a predicted model, not a curated record. Gene Ontology annotation, biological process: detection of chemical stimulus involved in sensory perception of smell; sensory perception of smell. Lineage: Eukaryota; Metazoa; Arthropoda; Insecta; Hymenoptera; Colletidae. Gene Ontology annotation, cellular component: plasma membrane. The transcript has 8 exons.